AUGUGUCUCAGCUUGAAUCGAUACAUCGCAAUCAAACAUCCCGUCAGAUCAAAAACUUUAUGUAGAACAAGCAACGUGAUCAUCACCAUCGCGUCAGUAUGGGCGGCCAACCUUCUGAUCAUGAUACCUCUAGCGGUCUAUCGUGAACAUGUCAAACUUGAAGAUAUGAAGCAUAUUUUAGGACUGGAUAUUUACUAUUGCCUGGAAAACUGGGGCGAAGCCAACAGAAGACCCUAUUUUGACCUCUUCUUGUUCGUUUUAAUAAUUUUGGCACCGGUAAGCGUGGUACUGUAUUCAUAUUUUUCCACUGGUCACAGUUUGUUGAUGCGGGAUAUAUCGUUGCGGGACCAAGCCAACUCGUCCAACUCGCAGAAACGUAUUAUGGCCGGACGUCGACGCCUGGCAUUCAUGUUGAUGAUUAUCGGUCUCUUCUUCUUCGUUUCCUGGAUGCCAUUUGCCAUCUACAACUUGUAUCUUGAUUUCAUGCCGAGAAAUUCUACAACAGACUACCCCAGCAAUGUCAGUUACGUGAUGUUAGCUAUAGGACAUUCUCACAGCGCUCAAAACCCAGUGUUGUACUGCAUCAUGAACAGUCCUUUCAAACACCAGAUCUGCAGAAUGUUUAGCUGUCGUCGUAGUUCGAGCAGCCAAUCACAAAUGAUGGGAGAGUUUAGCACGAGACAGAUGGAGGAAAUGGCUGGAAACAAUCAUUCCAUGACGUCAGCCAACAACAACAGCAACUUCACCAACAACGACUUCAACAGAUCUUUCCGUAAAAGUAGGAAAUUAAAUUCUCCAGGAUAUCCGUCUUUCAUGAAUCAUUAUCAUUCGAGGUCUACUUCAUUUCGUGCUAACCAUUUGCAGCAAACUCAGCGAUCCUCCUCGUCAAGAACCACUGAAUCUCUUACACUUUCAGCUGAGAAGAAUGCGUCACCAGUUGAAAAUAAUUUGAAAACAAAUAAAAUAAAAAGAGUGAAUGGAGGCAACACAUCGUUCACAAUUUUUUCGGCUUUGGCUACCACAGUUGUGACAAUGAAACCAGGAAUAAAAGCUCUUCCAAAUUCUUUCUUGCCUAUUUUAAGUGAACUUAGUACAACGUUUAAUGAGAAUAAUGAAAAAAAUAAUAAUUUCAAUGGCCAAAAUUAUUUUUACGAUGAUGAUGAACAAAAUUUUAACGUAGCAAACCACGUUAUGGCAAACUACCAAUCAAAUAUAACGUCGUCUUUAUUAUUUUUUCCAUCAUUAAAUCAUCCGCUUUCACAGUCCGCUAUUAACAUGGUGGAGAUGAAUCAAGCUGCAAAUCUCUCACCAGCACUUGCAGCGUCAACUGACGACGUGCUGUCGGAGCAAAUAUCUCUCCCUCAAUCACCUCGCCCAGAACGAGCAGGAAAAAUUGCGAUUGAUAGACCAACUAAACACCUAGAAUUGCAUCCAACGAAUUUUUUAAAAUGCGAAAAAAAGCAAAUGUCAUUAUCAAUUUCUACACCACAAAUAAAAUUAUUUCAAUUAAAAGACCAACUGUUUUUCAAGACUAAAUCAUCAACGACAUCAUCUCUGUCAACAUCAUCAUUAUCAUCAUUGUUAUCAUCUCCUCCAGCACCAUCGUCACUUCCCAACACAAUAAUCACGACUAAAAAAGUAGUCGUAAACUCAAAAACCCUUGAUAUUCUGGAAUAUUCUUUAAAAAAACAUGAACUAGCUGAGAUGAUAAAUAACAAGGAUAUACUAAAAGUUAAAAUGCCUCAACACAUGGCAACAUGGUUUCAAUUAUAUUAUACUAGGAAUGUUAGCACAUAUGUGGAUGCUUAA
Molecule: messenger RNA, 1809 nt
Organism: Helobdella robusta
Lineage: Eukaryota; Metazoa; Annelida; Clitellata; Rhynchobdellida; Glossiphoniidae
Exons: 5
Coding region: 1-1809 (602 amino acids)
Biological process (GO): G protein-coupled receptor signaling pathway
Cellular component (GO): membrane
Molecular function (GO): G protein-coupled receptor activity
Source: RefSeq, a predicted model, not a curated record